Balaenoptera musculus (blue whale) is the source of this 295-nucleotide messenger RNA. RefSeq names its product 60S ribosomal protein L39-like. Gene Ontology annotation, cellular component: ribosome; cytosolic large ribosomal subunit. The record is from RefSeq and is a predicted model, not a curated record. Gene Ontology annotation, biological process: translation. NCBI's taxonomy places the organism in Eukaryota, Metazoa, Chordata, Mammalia, Artiodactyla, Balaenopteridae. The transcript has a single exon. Gene Ontology annotation, molecular function: structural constituent of ribosome. Bases 140 to 295 code for a protein of 51 amino acids.
UGAAAGUUGGAAGGGGCAUCGAAGGGCACCUUAAAACUUGUCACCAGUGUAGGGACGCCAGAUUUGAUGAACAAAAAUACAGCCAGCUGGUCUCUUCUCUUCUCCGUCAUCCUAUGUGUGGUUGAAUUUGCUCCUUGCCAUGUCUUCUCACAAGACUUUCAGGAUCAAGCGAUUCCUGGCCAAGGAACAAAAGGAGAAUUGUCCUAUUCCCCAGUGGAUUCGAAUGAAAACUGGUAAUAAAAUCAAGUACAAUUCCAAGAGAAGACAUUGGAGAAGAACCAAGCUGGGUCUAUAA